This is a messenger RNA of Microbotryum saponariae, 5279 nucleotides long. The record is from the annotation of a GenBank genome assembly. NCBI's taxonomy places the organism in Eukaryota, Fungi, Basidiomycota, Microbotryomycetes, Microbotryales, Microbotryaceae.
AUGGAUCCUGCUGCUGCUGCUUCGUCGGCGUCGUACGCGGACAACGACCGGGGGCGCCAUUCGGAGCUCGACGGCAAGGCAGCAGCGGCAGCUCAGUCGAGCCCGGGCAGCAGCAGCACACCGAGGAUCACUACAGCCAUCCUCCCUCGCCCACCAACGCAACCGCAACCGAUCCGGGACAAUCCAUACAGUCAACCUAGAGCCAGUCCACUGAUGGGAUCACAGCCGUUCGCCUCCUUCCGCACGCUCGUGAACAAGGACGGCUCAUUACCUCGGAACGACUGGGCAUCAAUGAACCCGGGCAACCCCGCCGCCUCCCUGGCUUCGAUACCGGCCCGGCUGCUCCAGGUCGAAGGAUUGCACGAGGGCAAACUCGCGUUCGAGGGCGUCUUUCUCAAUGCCAUGUGCUCCCUCAAGCGAUUGACCUUGCGCAACAUUAGUGGGGGCGCGCUCAUCGUUCGUCUCGGCUCAACCGUCGGCGAUCAGCUACGGUGGCAAUUGCGCAACGACAAUCUCGAAUCUUUGCGUGCGUGACCCAGAGCGAUCCAGAAAAAAAUGUGACUGCAACUCCGAGCUGACACACAAGUUCCCUCUUUGCAGCCGUGGAGCAGCAACGUUUGCCGACCAACACCGUCGCGGCUUUGUCGUGCUCGAACGAGAUUCCCGAGUUCAACGCCAUGUUCGACGCCGUAGGACUCAUCUCGGAAAUUACGUUGCUGCCUAACGAGGCCAAGAACAUCAUCGCCGUCUUCCGGCCCGACUCGACUCAUCUCCAGCCUUCGGUUGUCAACUUUGAGCCGCCGCCCCAAUCCAAGCUGACCAACGACUCGUACUCGGAGCAAGGGCUUUCGUCUAUCUCGAUCGCCGAGUCCAGUGUAUCUUCGACAAGCGCACUUGUCGACCACCCCACCGCGUCGACCUUCAAGCUCGCUGUCAUUGACGGCUACGUCAACUUUGACGCGUCCUUGCUGCCCGAGGAGCAAAACGAUGUCAGAGCCGACUCGUCGAAUGCGGCCGCCGUCUCGGCUGUCGCGGUGCAGCAAGUCUCGAUCAAGUUCCAUGCGACCUGUUGCCGCUCGCGCUUUCGCGUCGCCGCAAAAGACGUCGGUGGUGGCUCUCAUCUUUCUGACGAUGAGGUGUACGUCGACUUUGGCGCCUGUCGGGUCGGUGAGCUGCAGACGCGCGAAUGCGAAUUGUCGAAUCGCUCGGCCGUCGAGCUAUUUUGGCGCAUUGAGAACAGUACGCAGAACUUCCAAGUCGAAGACAUCGAGAUGGGCCAAUGGAUCGGACAGGAUGUCAUCGCCAAGGUCCCACCAUUUUCUAACAAGCGUCUGCGCAUCCACUUCCGACCCAACGAACCGCACGAGAUCGACGCCGAAAUGACGUUCGAGAACGUUGCCGACCCUGACAACACGGUGGUGUGCCAUUUCCAUGGCGCCGUCACCUCUGCACCGCUCGACAAUUCUUUGCGACUCGUUUCAGGGACGUCUCUGGACUUUGGGGAUUCGUGCGCCGGGACGUGGUCUCAGCAGACGUUCGCGUUUACCAACACGUCUGAUGCACCCCUCGAGGUCACCUUCAGCGUCGACAAAGGGUAUGAAGUCACCUUCCGACUCGAAGGCGUCGCUGCGUGUGAAGAUACGAGCACGCCCUUGCUCCUGGACCAUUCCGCAAUCGGUGCCAAUGCCGUUGAACCCGUCUCGGCCGCCAACUCUACCGAGCUCGCCUCUUCCGACCAUGCGGGUCCUGCCCUGUCGCGUACAAUCAUCCACGAGUUGGCGCGAAGCACGACGUCUUCCGCCUCGUUGUCCAAGUCCCCGCCUCCGGUCGCCACGGCGAAGCAUUCAUCCCUUAACGCCAUGUUCGGGAAUCGGUCAACGCGAUCGAAUUGGUCGGAUCACACUUUUGCCUCUUCGGGACCAUCGUCGGACGUGUUCGCCGAUUCCCAAGUUUCUAGCUCGGAAGGGUCGGUCGCUCGUGCAUUUUCGCCACAACCCUUGCGAGAGUUCCACUCCCCGCUGGGGCUCAACACGAGCUUGUUCUCGGACAUGGCGUCGGGGAGCUUGGACAGUGCCCUGCCACCUCACAGCAACCUCGACUCGGCCAUCGAGGAUCCACCCAGACCCACGACCGUUCGAGCCGAUCUAGCCGAAAGAGGCGUUUUCCGCGUGCAAGACCGCCUCAAGGUGCUCGAGCAAAGGCUCAAAGCCAGCGUCGACCAAAUGCACGCCAAACCGGGUGUCGUCCAUCGCAUUGUCGUCUCGUUCCGGCCCACACGCGCGACGUCAUUCGACGAUGACGGAGGUCGCUUGCACAAAACUACGUUUCGAGUCCAUGUCGGGUGGAGACCCUGGGGUGCUCGUGGCGCCGCAGCUUCAGUGCCGAAGGAGAGGGUUUCGAUCAAUUGCAAGGCCAGGGUGUGCUCGUCGUUCAUUGCGAUCCGACCGGCGACGAUCGACCUUGGUGAUGUCGAAUUGGGCUCGAGCGCUCAAGGGACGUUGACGAUCACGAAUCUGUCCGAGAUCCCAGCAAGGGUUGAUUUGCGAUUCAUCUCAAAGGUAUGUGUGCGAGAUCUCUACUGGCUCUUGUGCACGCGCUGAUGGCUUCUCCUCCUUGCUGCCUCGUGUUCAGGUCUUGAGUGCCUAUCGUGACGAAAUCGAGAUCGGUGUCGGCAAAUCGGUUGACCUCAAACUCGACAUGGUCCCACGGCGCACGAAUGCGUCGUACCAAAAGCAGGUAUCGGUUCACAACCUGCUCAACCCCGAAAAUUCCCAGGUCUGCCUUGUCAAAGCUUCAAACGUCGAUACCCGGGGUGUCGCAUUCCACUCGUUGUUCUACCAUUUGCUCACUUCCACGGGCGGGAACUUUAUCGAGUUUGGGAACGCGCCUAUCAAUUCGUCCUCUUUGCGAGCAUUCACGAUUCAGAACACUUCGGACUCGACUUUGGCGCUUGGACUUGCGGCUUCGUAUCCUGACGAUUACUCUUUGUACGUUCGGCGAGGGGAGGCGAUGCCGAAGGAGCCCACCUCAGAGUCAUCGCUUGCUUCCGUUCCGUCGUCGCCGACCAAUUCUGCUCAAAAUCCGACGAUCCUGAAGGGGUCCCCUGAUUGCGAAGCAACUUCCAAAGUGCCGUCAAUGACGACCAUCGGCCCGCGUGCACCUUCGUCCAACUCAUCAAGCGGUGCCUCCAAGAAAGCCGAGAUCGACUCGCACAUCGUCCAGCUCAAAGAAGGCGACAAGGGCAAAGCGACACAACAGUAUGGGCAAAGUGUCGGCUUCAAGGAUCGCUCUCUUCUCGCCGAUGCGGAGUACCUCGAUCUUGCGGCUGGACCCCCUUCGAUCCGGAAGGGGUCACCGAGGACGAAGCGCAAAGUGCAUGAAGGGCCCAAGGAUCGCUCGCAGUCCAAAAGCCGAUUGACGAGGCUCGUCUUCCCACCUCGCGCCGUGGCGACGAGUAAAACCCCUCCGUCGGUCGCCGAGGAAGGAUCGAUGACGGGUGGCUUAUCGUUGGUGAACUCGCCAAAAUUAGCCGCCUUUGAAGCUUUCGAAGCGACCACCCCGGGUAGGAGGAAAAGCGGUCCGAGAUCGGAUGCUUCGACCGCAUUGGGAUCGACGAACUCGCCCGCAUUGACGGGGAGAAGAAGGACGCGCAAGAUCGUGCCCCUCUUGACCGACCCGAACCAGUUGUCUCUCGACGAAGCCUUGAGUGCAUUGGAACAUCAUUCGGGCCAUCCUGACUCGGCCGAGUUGAGCACAUGGGAGUUGGAGGACGCCUAUGUUAGACGGUAUGUCGCACUCAAGAAGGUGUUAAAGAAUGCGAUCGCCUCGGGCGACUUGAUCAAGGUCUCGGCGUUGGAAGUGGCUAAAGGGAGCGAAAAGACCGUUUAUGUAAGUCUGGGUCGAUUCGCAUGCGCUCAUCUGGUGACGCAGAGUCUGAUGAUGGACUGUGCCUGUCACAACAGAUCGUUCUUCAUCCCACUGGUGGUCGCGCGAACAUCCAAGGGUCUUCGCGCAAGCAAGACGGAAAGAUCACCAUCAACCUCGUCAAGGUCGCGACGAGCGACGUCGAUGCGACCCUCCUUCCUUCCUGUCUCCCCUUGACCGAAGUCCCCGUGCGUGAGGUCGUUCUCCGAUGGACAACAUGCCGUUCCACGAUGGAUCUCGCCAUGUCGCACAUCAACUUUGGUCAACUCGAACGCUCGGCAUCAAAGACCAAGAAGGUGAUCAUCGCCAACAACUCUGCACAACCUCUGCUGUACGCCGUUCGCAAAUCGGGAUCGAUUGCGUCCGGGGAUCUGCGAGUCAGUGAAGGACGACAUGGUGUGAUUGCCGGGUACGGCAAGCGGGACGUCUCGAUCGUGUUUGAGCCGCAUUUCGCUGGCGCUUUCGAGGAAACGAUCCACGUCGACAACGUCGAGGACGAGACGGACAGUCAAACCAUCCGCGUCAAGGCCUUCAUUCUCCGCCCUCCGACGUUCGCCGUUUCGACGACGACGUUGGACUUUGGUGAAUGCGCCUUGCAUUCGAUCUCGGAUCCUCUCAAGAUCUCCAUCACCAACGUCAGCAAGAACCAAAGGACCUUCACCGUCUCGUUGGACUCGAACGAUUUUUACUUUUGCAAAGCCGCGCUAGAUGUCGUUCUCGACCCCUCGCAGACGACUUCGAAAGUAAGGGGGCCGCUGACGGUCGAAGAGGAGGAAGAGGUCGAAGGGGUGUUGCAGAAGCUGAAGAUCAGUCGAAGGAAGGGGCAACCGGAGAAGGAGCAAAAGUACAUUGAGCGAUUGAAGCUGCUCGGUGUGGGGAUCCCACCGAACGAAGCUGGUGCGACCACGGCGCCAACGACGACAUCGACUGGGCCCUCUACCGCCACCACACCUUGUGAAGAAGUGACCGAGGGAGCUCUCGUUCCUAUGGCGUCUGUCAUUGGCGCACCCGACGAGACCCGAACCCAGCCUUCAGUCACUGCAACAGCUUUGGACUCGGCUAUCGUUGCCGUCGCCACCACUCCCGCAACGAACAGCAAAAUUACCGAAGUACCCGCCUCUUCCUUUGGCAAGAACAAAAAGGUCCUCUCCGAAUCCCACUCGUCUUCUUCAUCCGUUUCCUUCACGCUCGAACCUUCGUCGCAGAGGGAGCUCGCGAUCGUCAUCAUACCCCGACCGGUCCUACCAACGCUCGAAGACGGUCAGCAGUUUGAAGAGAUCUCGGCGCCGAUCAGGGUGGCCGAGAAUGCCGAUUCCAGUACGAUCGUACACCUCCUCGCCAAAAUCAUGCUUUGA